Molecule: messenger RNA, 2175 nt
Organism: Coprinopsis cinerea okayama7#130
Lineage: Eukaryota; Fungi; Basidiomycota; Agaricomycetes; Agaricales; Psathyrellaceae
Exons: 9
Coding region: 1-2175 (724 amino acids)
Source: RefSeq, a predicted model, not a curated record
AUGUCCACCGCUUCAUCCAACGCUGUCCCGCCGGGCAAGGCCCUUACCUCGGCUCUGAGAAAUCUCGAGAAAUUCAUCAACAGUCGGCCACACACUUGGGGGAAAGAUAAGAGCGACGACAAGGUUUUGUUUGUUACGGCUUCGUACUCUCUCAUUGAUCUCCUCGCCCGAGACCCGAAAUAUGACCCAUACCGGAAGAAGGAGUACCUGGGAGAUGCCAUUUUUCUCUGGCUCAAGUACCUUGCCAAGCGCGAAGGGCUCAGAAAGGACCCCGAAACUGUCAACCUCGCACGCUUCAAGCACCAGGUGUUCCAAGUCCCCAUUGACGUCCCGCUCCUGUCGGGCAAGGCUUACAACCCCCAUCCCUCUCUCUCUGGACCCCAGGAACGCUCGCCUAGCGCUGCACCCACCAAUCUUCCACCAUCCACCGGCAAGCGACCUGCGCCUCCAGUCCCCAAGCCUCAGCCAACAAAUCGGAGUAAAGUUAACGAUGUCGAUGAAGAAACUUCACCGACGGAGUCUGCGAAGGCAGGAGGCUCAAAGAACACAUCCACGAGUAGGACUGGGAAGGGAAAACAAGCUUCUCGGGCAGGGGAUGGUGAGGACAGCUCGAUGGAGGUUGACGAGAACGAGAGUGCCCCUAAAAGGAAGGCAAAGAAGAUCAAGGCGGACGAUGGCCCGUCUUGGAACUCCAAGGACGACACCGACGACUCCUACCGCGAAAGCGACGAUGACGCCGACGAAACCGACUCGGAUAAACCAAAGGCAAUCAAGAAGGAUCUCGCCAAGAAGAAGGCGUCGACGUCGAAGGGUCCUUCGGUCCCUGUUAAACGCACAAGAGCCGACGACGAUGGCAACGCUGGGGCUGCCAAGAGGAGUAAGCCUAACGUCCCCGAUGGCUAUUACGAGGCGUCGAAACCAUGCGACACAUGCCGUGACAAAGGGUUGACUUGCUUCAUUUCGAAGCCAAGGGUGGCUUGCUACAGUUGUAAACCCCCGGGCCAGAAACGUGUUGCGACUUGUAACUUUAGCGCUCGCAGGAGGAAGGCUCAGAACGACGACGGGGCAAAGGAUGACCGCCUCCCAGAGGACGUCACAGAGGACGUCUCCACGGUGAAUGGCGAUGAUCCCGAAGAGGAAGAGCCGACCUCAGCCUCGGCUAUCAAGCGCUCUCGCCAAGAUCCUGCCGCUAACGCCAAACACCAAGCCAAGAAUGGACAAUUCUCCCCUCCACCCCGAAACAGUCUCGACGUUGUGGCCGAACACGCGUGGCUACAGUCUAUGUCUCGGCAAGCCAAGGACUCUGCCUCAGCCGUCUCGGGCACCAGCACCAACCAGAAAGGCGCUAAGUCGGAUUCGAUGAGCGUUGUCAGCGCCUCAGGAGACCCCGCCAGUGCUGUCGCCAGUACAACGAACUCUAAUUCCAAUGACAAGGCAAGCAGUCUCAGUCGCGUCGCUCCUGCUGCCCUCGUCGAGUUCUCUUCGCCCAACAUCGAGAGAAUGGUCACACGCCUUCUCAUGGAGAACGCUCGUCAGCAGGCGUCCAUUAACUACCUCACAGCCACUCUAGAGGUCCUUUUGGAGGACGCCAAGGAAUACGAAGCCAUCCUCGCCACUGCCGCUACCCAGGAUGCCAGGAUCAAAACGUUGGAAGCGCAGAUAGAUUCUGCCGAGAAGGAGAUCCAGCGUAUACACAAGGAUCGCGAAAACGAUGCCAAGGUUCUUACCGACCAGAACAACGUAAACACGGAACGCAUUCAAGGCCUCGCAGCGACAGUGGCUGUCGUCAACAACUGGGUGGCUUCCAAGAUAAAGGCUGAACUUGGCACUGCUUUCGUACCCCCAACCGAGACCACUAUCAACGGUAUCCAUAUCCCGAUGCCCCUGGCGACGACUGGUUCAACUUCCCCCAACUCUGGCCCGGUCACUCCCAACCCAGCAUCGAACGUUGACUGCUCUAAUGGGAGUUCGACCAACCCCCCUCCUCCUCAACACCGUGUUAUCGACGACGAACACUCUGGUGAUAAAGGGGAAAUGCUGCAGUACAUCAAAUACCCAGAGGAGGGUCCCUCCAGCGCAGGUGUAGACGCUCAAUCGACCUUCCUGCACCAGAAUGGCCUUCAGGAAACAGAGGAGGUCGAACGACUUAUGCGCGAGGGGGUAAGUAGCACUUAA